UUUACGAGACACACAUUUCUUACAUUUUUCUUUUGUUUUUUUUUCAUCAAUUCAAAUAAAUAUAAACAUGAAAUUACUUUAUGCUAAGUUAUUAUUACAUCAAUUACUUUAUGCUAAGUUACUCCGGUGAUUGGAGCCCUCAUCGGAGUUUUGACAUACAGUUCAACUAGCCUCAAAACCAGGCCUUGCCCAGUUGCCCUUCUCCACUUUCCCCUUCGGUUUCUUCACUUUUACGUUAAAUCAUCUCAAAACCUAAUAUCUAAUUAUGCAAAUAAACACUUUUUACCCUACGCUGAAUGUAGCCCACUGGGCCUUGAUAGAGAUUAGAGACCACUGGGCUUUGGAUUUUCCCAGACCAAAUUGAAAAAAAUGGAAAUAACACAGAAGUGUGAAAAAAGGAAAUAACAAAGAAGAAUAAAAAAAAAAGGAAAUAACAUGAGAAAAAAGGAAACUUUGAAUCUUCAAAACACAUAAGAAGAUGAGUUUAUAAAUAGUCUCUUGUGCCUCCUCUCCUCUCUAAUCGUUUUAGUUUCAAAAUCACAAAGACACAAACCACGGAGAAAAAAAAAACAGAGAGGAAGAAACACGAGUUAUAGAGUGUUGAUGCGCGAUUUCUCUAAAAUUUUGAUUCUCUUAUUCGAUUUCUGAUUUCUUUAUCUCUAUUCUCUACUAUUUCAUCUUUGAUUUCUUCGAAUUCCAUGGAUUUGCCCUCAUCUCUGGCUCCAACUUGUUCGACGCUUGGUUUGUUUUUUCGCCAACCAGAUCGGUGAUGGAUGGAAGAUGAUGGUGACUCUUCUACGACCACGAUGAAUGCUUCGCUUACAGAAAUCAGCGACGGAGAGAGAAGACUAUGAGAGGAGGACAUUAAAGGAUUCUUUGAUUCCCAGUGAUAAGGAAUGGAGGAGAAGGAAAGCAUUGGACUGCACAACAAAGAAAAGUGUUUCCAGCCCAUAAAGAACUCGGAGGCCCAUGAACAAAGGAGUACCCACAGAUGGUAGAAAUGGAGGUUGUUGAGAGGAAACGAUCCAGAGGAGGUUUUCUAAAUAUGUUUGAUUGGCCUGGUAAAUCCCGGAAGAAGCUCUUCUCCUCUAACAGCAGCUCGAAACUCUCCGAAGCAUCAAAGCAAGAAAAACAAAAUGCUCAAAACCCCUCAAAGUCAUGGCCCUCUCCGAUUGAGGGGGAUGAGAUUGGAAAGAAUUCAACUUACAAUCCGAGAAGUGACUCGAGUUGUUCUACAUCCACUGCCACUAGUGAUGAUGGACAAGGGUCCAAAGCUCCGAGUGUGAUUGCGAGGCUCAUGGGUUUAGAGUCUCUACCUGUACCUAAUGCCUUGGAGCCCCGGUCUAAUCCUGAUUUUGAUCCAUACUUCCUCAGAUCCUCACGCAAGACAAGCACAUGGGAUGCAUAUGAGAAUUUGGGUUAUGUAAAUCUCUGCAGUGACUAUGAUGGUAUUUCUUGGGACCAUUUGGAUUCAAGAAUGAAUAAAGAGUGUAACCGGCCUAUCGACCGCUUUCAAACCGAAACGUUACCUCCAAGGUCGGCUAAACCAAUCCCUGUCACUCACAAUAGGCUCUUGUCUCCUAUCCGAAGUCCUGGAUUUGUUCAGUCCAGGAACCCUGCUUCUGUAAUGGAAGCAGCUUCGAGAAUGAUUGAACCAAGUCCUCGGAUAGUUGCUAAAACACGGUUUUCAUCAUCUGAUUCCUCUUCAUCACUUCCAAUGAGGAUCAGAGAUUUGAAAGAGAAACUAGAAGCUUCACAGAAAGGACAAAGUCCUCAAGUCUCUAAUGGUACCUGCAACAAUAAGUGCUUCAGAGGAAAGCAAGAUGAAAAGAGAACUACAUUAUCACUCAAGACACAAGAGCUAAAUAAGUUAUUGGGAGAAAGCAGGUUUGGUGGUUCGAAGGUUAAAGUGAAGCCGCCCUCUGUAUCUGCACAUGCAAAGGCCAAUACUAUUCACAAGCGGGACAGUUCAAUGCUCUCAAGUGGCAACAGAGACCAAAAGAAGAAGGUGGAAACUAAGAACCGCAUAGUAAGAAAUGGUCUCAAAGAAUCUUCUGCUAGCACUAGGAAAACCGUGGAUAAGCCAAAUAACCAGAAGCAGAACCAAUUUGCUGAAACGUCUGUUUCAAAUCAGAGAGGCAGCAAAGUGAUGAAGAAAGUAAACAAGGUUUUGGUGGAAAGCGGAACUACAACUAAGAAGCCUGGUUUUACAGCAAUAUCAGCGGAAAAGAGCACUGCUUCAUCUUUGUCCCGCAAAAAGAAUCUUCCCCGCAAUAAAAAAUCUGCAAAUGGGGUGCAAGAAGCUGGAGUCAACAGUGAUAAACGGAUGAAAAAGGGUGAGAAGUUGAUAAAAUGUAACAUCACCGUUGAUGGCGGGUUGAAGUCAGGGGACGAUGAUCGAAAGAAGGACAUGGAUGUGAUUUCGUUCACUUUCUCAUCCCCGAUCAAAGGUCUAUCAUCCGAUUCGCGAUCCUCCAUUAAAAAGACUGAUCAAGAUACAGAAUCAGCACUUAGUUUCAAUAAGAUAGACAGUGAUUCUCUAAAUUUUCUGUUGGAGAAAAAGCUCAGAGAGCUAACCUCUAAGAUUGAGUCAUCUUGCAGUAGUCUGACCCAAGAAGAAGAGUCUUCGGGUUCCAUUACAAAGGAUUGGGUGAAUGGGACGAUAUCAUUGCCGUCAGAUGAUCUGGAUAACGGUUUAUCAGAGAGCGAAUCUGUUUCUGACUAUAGUAGUUCAUUCUACAAAAAUAAAAUAUUCCAGGCAGAAGAAGAUCAGGAAGUUGACAGCUUCAGCAAUGACGAAAAUCUCCAAAUUUCCUGCAGCACGAGUUUCUCAAAUUCACGCAAUGAAUAUCUCCAUGGAAUUGAAGAAACCGAACUCUCAGAAUCUGAAGAAGGACAUGACUGGGAGGUCGAGUACAUAACCGAGAUCAUAGCCUCUGGCCAACUGAUGGUUAAAGAAUUCUCCUUGGGGAUGGCUACUGAUAUAUUACCUCUGAGCCUUUUCGAUGAAAUCGAAGGCAAGAGAGAUGCUCGGGGCAAGAUGGAGAGAAAAACACUGUUUGACUUGGUGAAUCAGUGCUUUACACUCAAAUGCGAGCAGAUGUUCAUGGGAAGCUGCAAAGGAGUGUUGUUGGGGAAACAAGACAUUUUUCUUGAAAGAGGAGAGAUUUUGGCAGAAGAAGUGAAGAAAGAGGUUCAAGGAUUGAAGAAGAUGAGAGAGAUGAUGAUGAUGGAUGAGCUAGUUGACAAUGACAUGAGUAGUUGUGAAGGGAAAUGGCUUGAUUACAAAAGAGAGACGUACGAAGAAGGAGUUGAGAUUGAAGAAGAGAUUGUGUCCGAAUUAGUUGAUGACUUAGUUAAUGAUCUUAUCAUGUGUUUUUGACAACAACCCCUUGGUCUUCUUCUCUCCAACAUCAGAGUGAAAUUGUUUUCUCUAGGAUUAUCUGUUAAAAACAAGAUUAGGCUCGACUACAUUCCCUCACAGUGUAAUUUUAUAGAGCAUUCCUUUUUGAUCUCUGAAA
Arabidopsis lyrata subsp. lyrata is the source of this 3521-nucleotide messenger RNA. RefSeq lists its product as uncharacterized. NCBI's taxonomy places the organism in Eukaryota, Viridiplantae, Streptophyta, Magnoliopsida, Brassicales, Brassicaceae. The transcript is spliced from 5 exons. The record is from RefSeq and is a predicted model, not a curated record. The coding region runs from base 992 to 3382 and encodes 796 amino acids.